This is a messenger RNA of Lodderomyces elongisporus, 573 nucleotides long. RefSeq names its product gluconokinase. Gene Ontology annotation, cellular component: cytoplasm. The record is from RefSeq and is a predicted model, not a curated record. The coding region runs from base 1 to 573 and encodes 190 amino acids. The transcript has a single exon. Lineage: Eukaryota; Fungi; Ascomycota; Pichiomycetes; Serinales; Debaryomycetaceae. Gene Ontology annotation, molecular function: gluconokinase activity.
AUGGUUACAGUCAUAGUCGUGGGAGGACCAGCAGGUACUGGUAAAACAACACAAGGUCUUAUGCUUUCCAAGCGGUAUAGCUGCCCUUUCAUUGAAGGAGACUCUCUUCACCCCAAAGCCAAUAUUGACAAAAUGGCGCAAGGAAUACCAUUAACCGAUGACGAUCGUUGGGGUUGGUUGAAAACACUAGCCCAAGAAUCAAGCUCCAAGGCACUUGAAGAUCCAAGUCAUUUAGCGGUGGUGUCGUGUUCUAUGUUGAAGAAAGUGUAUCGUGAAUACAUCAAAGAGAGUUCUGUUAGUGCCGAAGUUGAAUUUAGGUUUGUGUUUUUGUACACUAGUUUUGAAGAAUUGAUGAGUCGAGUGGAGAACCGCGUGGGCCAUUAUAUGAAGUCGGAUAUGGUCAAGUCCCAGUAUGAUAUAAUGGAGAUUCCAACGGGAAAAGAGUUGUUGAAAAAUGGCGGUGAAGCGGUCAUUGUCGAUACUAGUGGGAAAACACCAGAAGUUAUAUUCAAGAAGAUUGUUUCUGAUUUGAGUUUACCGGCAGUGGAUGAAGACAAAGAACCAGACUCUUAA